AUGGCUAUCUGGGGGUUGUUGUUUUUUAGCCGAUGUUCAGACUUUGUGCAUCACUCUAGACUUUUUACUAUCUCUGUGACAGAGAGUCAAGGUGUGUUGCUGAAAAAAGUCCGUGUUGCAGUUGCUCGGCAGGAAAAGAACAAAAGUUGCAUCAUGUCGUAUAGCCAGAAGCAGUCCGCAGUAGCCUUUGGUCAGGCAGUGAUUGGGCCUCCUGGCUCAGGGAAAACAACUUACUGUCUUGGCAUGCAGGAAUUUCUUUCUGCAAUUGGGCGCAAAGUAGCUGUGGUGAACCUGGACCCAGCCAAUGAGGGGAUUCCUUACCAGUGCGCUGUGGAUAUCUCGGAACUUAUCACCUUGACUGAUGUAAUGGAGAACUUGAAACUGGGACCCAACGGUGGCUUGAUCUAUUGCAUGGAGUAUCUGGAGGCCAACUUGGACUGGCUGCAGGAGAAACUGGCCCAAUUUAAGGGGCAUUACUUCUUAUUUGACUGCCCAGGACAAGUGGAGCUUUGUACCCAUCAUAGUUCAUUGAGAAACAUCUUUGCUCAGCUUGCUAAGUGGAACAUCAGGCUGGCAGCUGUCCAUUUAGUGGAUUCUCAUUACUGUACGGACCCCGGCAAGUUCAUCUCCAUUCUCUGCACUUCCCUCUCCACCAUGUUGCACGUAGAGCUACCCCACAUCAACGUCCUCUCCAAAAUGGAUCUAAUCGAGCAGUAUGGGAAACUGGCCUUCAAUCUCGAUUAUUACACAGAAGUUCUUGAUUUGUCCUAUCUAGUGGAUCACCUGGCUACAGAUCCUUUCUUCAAGAACUACCAGCAGUUGAACAAGAAGCUUGUGGAAGUGAUUGAAGACUACAGCUUGGUUUCCUUUGUUCCUCUCAAUGUCCAGGAUAAGGAGAGCAUGCAGCGUGUGAUGCAGGCGGUGGACAAAGCCAAUGGCUACUGCUUUGGAGACGCAGAGCACAGAAGCCUUCAAGCCCUGAUGUCUGCAGCAGUGGGAGCCGAUUUCCACUUCACAUCCACAUUAGCAGUCCAGGAGAAGUAUGUGCAGCCACAGGAGAAAACUGUGGAGCAGGAAACCAUGGACGUGUAGCAUGCCUGCUGCCUGCUGUAAACAGGCCACUGCAGCUGGACAGCUCCUCCCAUCCAAGUUGGUUUUCCAUGUGUAUUAACCUGAAACUGAAGAAGUACCCUGCAAGAUAUGGACUACCAAGAUGCAGCUUGUGCCUUUAGGUUCCUCCCACACAAUAACUUACUUUCUGGUGUACUUGGGAGCCUCUGUGCUUGAGGCAAAGAGGGGCCUCCCCACCAAAAACAAAACAGUUAGCUGUGAGCUGGGGUAUGGGCAGCUGCGAGGCACAGAAGAUGACCAGUGAAAUGGCAAAAGUAGGAGAUGUCUGCUGCCUGAAGGAAUUUUGCACCAAAGAUUGUCAGUGUGACCGCUCUGUUGUUUCAUUGAGAAGCAUGGAAUUCUGUUAACUUUGUACAACUGCAUUGGAGCUUGACUGACUUCUCUUCUGUGGAUGCCAAUGCUCUGCCUCUGUUUGGCGUUUCAAAGUGUGGAGAUGACAAGCAGUGAUGCUGGGCACUAGGGACAGGAGCACCCUCAAAGCCUCCUGACUCCACUUGCUGUGACCCCCCUCUAUAAAUGCCAGGUUUUGGCCAUGGCCUUCUAGGAGAUUCCUUCUGGUGGAGGGACUGCACAAUCCAUACCAGGCAUAGGCAAACUCAGCCCUCCAGAUGUUUUGGGACUACUACAACUCCCAUGAUCCCUAGCUAACAGGACCAGUGGUCAGGGAUGAUGGGAAUUGUAGUCCCAAAACAUCUGGAGGGCCGAGUUUGCUAUGCCUGAUCCAUACACUCUGUUCCAGACUUGUGUGUAUAUAUCCGCAUCUGGUAUUGUUCUUUUGGUAUGAAAAUGGCUUUCCUGCCCCACCCACAAUAACUGCAUAGAAGAGAAACAAUAUACACUUAAGACACCUUUAAAUAUAUCGUUACUACUACUACUCCUAUUUUGUUCUAUUUCCUACCCACCCUUUACCAUAAGGUCUCAGGGCCAGUUGCAGCCAUGUAAAAUUUAAUAUUAACAGCAAUUGAUAACAAGUUGCAGUCAGAAAAAUGGAGUGGGUCCUGUAAACAUUUCUCAAGUAUCAAAGGCCAGGGUAAAGGGUAUAUAUUUAGCAUUCAAUGGAAACUAUAUAAUGAAGGAGCCAGACACGCCCAUUUUGGGAGGGAAUUCUUUAACCUAGGAGCUGCCACAGAAUGCUCUCUCUUGAGCCACCACUCCUACCACCAAACAUAUGUGUGUGGUAGAAUUACCAAGAGGGCUCUGCUGGUAUUAAUACUCAAAAUGGGUUCUGUAGGGAAGCAGGCAGUCUUUUAGAUAUUUGUGGCCUAAAUUGUACAGAAGAAGCUUUCAUGGACUCGAAUCCCACUUCAUGGGAUGAGGGAUGGGAACAGUGAGUUCAGGUGGAAAGGAAAUAGAAUAAUGCAAAAUAAAAUCUAUGACAGUUAUAGUAAAUUUUACUAGGUAAAGCUUUAAAGAAAGCAACAACAACAAAAAGCACCAUGACCACAGCAAUCAUUGAUUAUCAAACUUUGCUAAAUCACUUAACACCUAUAGUGGGAAAGGAAUCCAUUAUCACAAUUCAAAUCACACUGGGCCAGGAAGCUGUUACCAGGAUUCAAACUGCAGGUGAAAGAACUGGAGUUCUUGAUCAACUGUAAUGUGGUGGUUGUAUGCUGGAGCCUUCCUUUGAAAAUGGUGUAGAGAGAAUUCCAGCAGGUGCAGCUUAUCUCAGUCCUGCAGCACUAAUGGGUAUUGUGUGGCACCUGUUACGAUGCCUGUACGGACAAAGUGAUUGAAUGGGCAUAUAUGGGUUAAGGUGAUCCUGCAAGUGAACAAUGGCUAUGUUCUACCUUCUCUGUUGGAGGCAGUAUGCCUCUGGCUACCAGUUGCUGGGAAUCACAGGACUCUGGUCCUGCUUGCUGGCUUCCCAUGGGCAUCUGGUUGGCUACUGUGAGAACAGGAUGUUGGACUUUGGCUUCCUCCAGCAAGGAUCUUGCAAGAGUGCUGCUGCCGGAGAAGCAUCUCAUCCACUUAACUGAGUACAGCUUUACUGGUGCCACAAGGGGUUGCUGUUGCAAGGAACAGGUAGGAGGACUCUGCUGGGUGUGCCUAGGACUGAAACCAGUCUCCAGCACAAAACUUUGCGGACAAAGAUGGCCUUAGGCUUGUUCUCAUGGUCUGUGUCAUUAUGAAUGGGGAUCCCCACCAAAAGGGGGGGGGGCAAGCCUGCAGAACUGUCUUGAGUCUUACUUUAAAAAAUUAAAAUCUGGUUGCUGAUGUGUUUGAAUUAUAGCAUGAGACAUACACUGCCUGCUGAAAUCAUUACAGUCACUUGUUUUAUCAUACCUCAGAGUGGAAAGUCAAAUGCUAAGCAUGUAAGAACAGACACAUUUGCCUUGCUAGAUCUAUUCGAACAUGGCAGAGGCUGCAAUUUUUACAAUCUCUUGAGUUUGUUGCUGAUAAGAGCCCUCUGGUCUCAAUAUAGAUCUUGGGUAUUGCUGUGGAUAUUUUCUAAAGCUUGUAUAUAAUCAUUGUUAAUGCUAGUUACAGGUAGGUAGCUGUGUUGGUCUGAGUCGAAACAAAAUAAAAAAAUUCCUUCAGUAGCACCUUAAAGACCAGCUAAGUUUUUAUUUUGGUAUGAGUUCGUGUGCAUCCGUUUCAGUGUAUCUGAUGAAGUGUGCAUUGUUAAUGCUGUAAGCAAUUUUUAGAACUCUAUAAGUAUUUGCCCAGUCAGUGAAUUCUUGUCCUUGACACCAAUGAGGUGAAACUGGAUUGAGGACAUAGUUGCUGAGGUAAACCAAAUAGCUUGUCCUCAGGAGAAGCUUCUGGAAAUCACUUGGCUUCCCUUUUGUCCUUACGCUUAAGAUACCUCGGCUCACUAAUACAGUCCCAGAAUGGCAGGAUGGAAUUUCUCUUUUCUGUUAACUCACAGCUACUUUACUGUGUGAAAAAGUUGCAUAAGAAAUGCCUGAGAGGGAAGUGUGGUAAGAAAGCGAGUUGCACUAAGAAAGGACAUUAAGGGGGGGGGGAUGCUGAAGGAGGCCCUGUCAGGAGACACAGCAAGCCAAAGUCUGUAAACCGCCCUGAGGUCUUAUGACGAAGGGUGGUAUAUAAAUCUAAUAAAAAA
Messenger RNA from Zootoca vivipara (common lizard), 4195 nucleotides. RefSeq names its product GPN-loop GTPase 2 (gene GPN2). Gene Ontology annotation, cellular component: cytoplasm. Lineage: Eukaryota; Metazoa; Chordata; Lepidosauria; Squamata; Lacertidae. The record is from RefSeq and is a predicted model, not a curated record. Gene Ontology annotation, molecular function: GTPase activity.